Molecule: messenger RNA, 417 nt
Organism: Trichoderma harzianum CBS 226.95
Lineage: Eukaryota; Fungi; Ascomycota; Sordariomycetes; Hypocreales; Hypocreaceae
Exons: 1
Coding region: 1-417 (138 amino acids)
Source: RefSeq, a predicted model, not a curated record
AUGUCUCGUCUUCCUCGUGUGCUGUUCGUCAUGUGCCUGGUUCAACUCCAGUUUCUCGCCUCAAGUUUCACACGGAUGGAGGCUCCCAAUGUACCAGGUAGCAAGGUACAUGUACCUACAUGUACGCUGCGUAGGGUGACUUGUCCCUUGGGCGGAAACAAGUCGGUGGCUCCUUGUACGACGUUGAGCUGGGGGGGACUUUGCUUGGGGGUCCUUCUGCAGGCUGCUAUGCGGAGUAGCACAGAGGAGAAUAACUUGCAUCUCAUUUACUCUGACCGCUACGUUAUUGUAACAAUACGUGAUGACCUUGAUGGCCCGCAGUUUUGCAAUGCGAUGGCGCGUAUCUUUGGCUGGUCUGGAUUAUUUUGCGCGGUGUAUGAUGAGGUCACUUCACUGCCCGACUUUUUUGUAUGGUAA